AUGAAGAGGUCAAAACCGGCCACCGGGUAACUCGACACACAGUACAGCAUCAAUGGCAGAUGAGUGGACGCCAAAAUUAUCCACUAUCCCUACUUUUUCGCCGUCCCACUUUUGCCCCUCGUGUCCACAUACCUCAAAUUAUUAUUUUUUCUAUCUAAUUUUUUAUAAGAAAAAUCAGCUCAAACAGUAGACAAAAUCUUCAAUAAAAUAUACAGAUUUCUCUUCAGUUGGAUUUUUCCAAUAACCCCAUCAUCUUCACAGAUUCACAGAGAGAGAGAGAGAGAAAGGAGAGAGAGAGGCAAAGGUCACUCUCACUACCAAACAGUACAACUGAAAAGAAAGAGGGUAAGCGAGCAAAAGGGUAAAAAAAUAUUAACCCCAAGCCUUUUAACCGAGGUGGGUUUGGUGUUAUUUGCUCUACUCUAAGCCCACUGUGCCCUAAAGAUUGAAUCUUUUGGAGUUAAUUUCACCUGGAUUAGAGUUCCAGAUUACCAACAAUGGGGGCUGCGCAGUGUAGCGACGGUCUGUUGAGGGGGAAAAUGCAAGUGGUUUUCUUCUUGGUUUUUGUAUGGUGUCUGGUCUCGCUAUCAUGCGCCGGGAGGCUGUCUUCUUCAAGACAGAAGCUGGAAGUUCAGAAGCACUUAAAGAGGCUCAAUAAGCCUCCUGUUAAAACAAUUAAGGUCAGAAAUGGGGGUGGACUAAAUCUUAUAGUUUCUCCAUGUCUGUCUUCUGUAAGCCCAGAUGGAGAUAUCAUUGACUGUGUUCACAUCUCUCAUCAGCCAGCUUUAGAUCACCCUUUUCUCAAAGACCACAAAAUCCAGGCAAGGCCUAGUUAUCAUCCGGAAGGCCUUUUCGACUUGAACGAGAUGUCAGCAGUUCAUAAAGAAAGACCAAACACAAUCACUCAGCUAUGGCACAUGAAUGGCAGGUGCCCAGAUAACACUGUCCCAAUAAGAAGGACAAAAAAGGAAGAUGUGUUAAGGGCAAGCUCUGUGAAAAGCUAUGGCAAGAAAAAGCACAAAAGCAGCUUCCUUAAGCCAAGGUCGGUCGAACCCGAUUUCACAACGCAAACUGGUCAUCAGCAUGCUAUAGCGUAUGUUGAAGGGGAGAAAUAUUACGGAGCAAAAGCAACCAUUAAUGUCUGGGAGCCGAAAAUACAACAGCCUAAUGAGUUCAGCUUGUCUCAGAUUUGGAUUUUGGGUGGUUCUUUUGGCCAAGAUCUUAAUAGCAUUGAAGCUGGCUGGCAGGUCAGCCCAGAUCUUUAUGGUGACAACAACACAAGACUCUUCACUUAUUGGACUAGUGAUGCAUAUCAAGCAACGGGAUGUUACAAUCUUUUGUGCUCGGGAUUUAUUCAAGUCAACAGUGAUAUAGCAAUGGGUGCAAGUGAGAGUGCUUCUAUGAUUGAGUGGGGAGGUGAAGUCGUGAACUCGGAGCCUAACGGACAACACACGUCAACUCAAAUGGGCAGUGGUCGUUUUCCAGAAGAAGGUUUUGGAAAAUCGAGCUAUUUUCGAAACAUUCAAGUCGUCGAUGCCUCAAACAACCUUAAGUCCCCAAAAGGGCUUGGGACUUACACAGAGCAAUCCAACUGCUAUGAUAUCCAAACAGGGUAUAAUGGUGAAUGGGGGAGUUUUUUUUACUAUGGUGGGCCUGGUCUAAACUCUAAUUGCCAAUAA
This is a messenger RNA of Striga asiatica, 1679 nucleotides long. Lineage: Eukaryota; Viridiplantae; Streptophyta; Magnoliopsida; Lamiales; Orobanchaceae. The record is from the annotation of a GenBank genome assembly.